GGUGUCAACCCAUUAGUUUAAGUUCUGGUUGCUUGUUCCGGGAAAGCGACUCUGGUGAUAGCAAAGCAAUAGUACAUCUAAUAUUUUAUGACUAAACAGUGGAGUUUUCACAGACAUCAGGUUGGAUGAACAGAUAAACUGACGAAAUCAGCAGCUAUUCCAAGUCAACAGACGCUAAAGUAGCCUCAUGGCGAUACCAGUGAAGGUUCAUGCAAGUUGUAGCCCUGCAGCAUUUAUAGGAAAAUGAUAAAACGCCCAAGCUUUACGGGGAAACAUAUUUCGCAGACCAGCAGCAAUCGGAGCGGGUCGAAAACGAUAAAUAUAGAUCAACAAUCCAUACAACUAGAAUCUCCUGUACUUGUAUCAACCAAUUGGAAAUAAUCAAAUGGGUCCAGUUACGUCACGAAAGGAAUUCAAACAUUUGCAUAUCGGCACAUUUCGGAUAACGGUGUCGCGAACGCCCGUUCAAACUGUCCUUAUUGGUGUCUCCGCCAUGCGUUGCCAGGAUAUGCUCUGCUGUCUCGGUCGCGGCUGCUUUUGUGGAUUUGCGUGACUCCUCCAUUUCUCCGCGUCUCAGUGUGGAUUGAUCUGAGCUGGAUUUGAAUAUUCUCUAAUUUUUAUCAUCGCCGUGAUGGAUUGAGAGGAACUGAAUAUACUCUACCUUAUAUUCCUGAAGGAAUAUGAAAAUCCCUUUGCUUCAGCUGACAUGGCUGUCAAUGCUGUCCUUAAAUUUCCUGCCAACUUCAGGUGCCAAGUUUGCCUGUGAUACAACCUUCCAUCACCACAGCCAAAAAUCACGGAAAGCGUGCCAUCGCAGAGGAUCAUGGGAGUAUUACGAGUUGCUCUGCAAGUCCACAAGGCAUUUUACCAAACAUCACCAUGGAAACAAACGAUCACCCAGUGCCAAAGCCAAGUCCAGCCACUCUACCCGCUGCCGCCUUCCAAUCAAGUUCCGCUCUGCCAGCCAGACCGAUAGUGAUCUCCUCAGCCUCCUGCAGCUGAAGGGAGGCGACUAUGUUCCGCAGUACAUGGCCACAGACGAGUCACAGGCCGCCAAACAGUUCACCAACUUGCUCACCAUGUCCACGCAAUAUGCAAAAAUUCCAAAACUCAUGACUGCACACACGCACUUUGAGGGUGCUCCUGACCCGGUCCUCCGGUGGCAUGAAUACGGGGAUCCACUGAAAAAAGACCAUAUAUUCGACAGAAUACGUGAUAAUGCCCGUACGCGGACAAUGCUCUCUACAGACUUUGAUAAGUUAGAAAAGACUAACUGGGACGUUAACGUGAUAAAAAAUAGCAAAAAGAAGUAUGCAAUUAAACCGGGGCGAAGAAGAGCACUGAAACUUGAAAAGUUACGAAACAAGAGACAGACAGCGAACUUGCUGAAUCAUCUGGUGACGCCAGCCCAAGCAGGAAUUACGCAAUCAGUGGUAAACGGGACAGAUGGUUCAGUGACGCGGAUAGAGUACUGCCAAAUGAAAGGUUCUGUUACAAGUGACGGUUAUCUGCACAUGUGUACGACCUGUGCUGCCACCACGACCCUCCCCGAGGACAGAUUCCCGAGAAUGAUCAAUGAGGCGAUCUGCGCGCAUACUGACAGGGACUGUCUUACCGUUCAUGGGACAGCUCAUGGGAAAUGUACCCAGAAAGUGUUCCACUUGAACAUGCUGAGAAAGAGAUCAGGGGUCUGCCGUCUUUCGGACACGAAUGGAACUACUGUGGUAUUGGACGACUGGGAACUUUACACACAGCCUAUUCGCGUCUGUUGUGAAUGUCUCAUUGACGCUCGGUCACUUUUUGCACCUUACAUCGGAACGUGAUAAGUUCCUUCGAAAGCAUUCACUGUGAUCAGUGAUGUAUGGACAAAUUCAAUCCCGCCGGAGAAGCCACGGUCCUGCUGGAAGCCAUUUCUGCAUGUAAUUGUAAAACCAACAUAUAUCAUGCCUAGCUUGUCCCUUUAAUGAGAGACAGUCCCUUGUACGCAGAGAUCGUAAUAGGGACAUUGCAAUUUUGGAGAUGUGGAAAUUAAUUGCACCCUCCUUAAGACAAGGGGAGCCACCUACUGAACAGAAGAGGAACUAUCGUGAAUGUACAUUGCCCGCGCCUGUAUAGGCCUAAAUGUACAUGCAUGAUAGUUCCUCUUCUACCCAGCUGGUAUCUUCAGAACGGGACAUUUUCUCGUACGCUGCAUCCUCAGAGAUGCUGCCCGAACUGCCCGUCAUUUUUCCAAACAAAAAUGGAGAUGUGAAACUUUGUGAUGUGACAUGACGCUUGUCUAUUUAAAGGGUCAUGGAUGCGUUGAACGUCAAAAUGCCAACUGCUUUUGGAGUGUUACUAAAAAAGGGGUAUACAUAUACAUACAUAUUGUAGGCUCUAUAUCAUCUGGCGAAUUCUGAAGACGAUCUACAUGUAAAUUGUGAUCACUGGGCAGAAAUGCCUUGUAAAUACAACACUUUGUAAAUAAACAACGACACAAUAUCACA
This is a messenger RNA of Lineus longissimus, 2486 nucleotides long. RefSeq lists its product as uncharacterized. Lineage: Eukaryota; Metazoa; Nemertea; Pilidiophora; Heteronemertea; Lineidae. The coding region runs from base 681 to 1823 and encodes 380 amino acids. The record is from RefSeq and is a predicted model, not a curated record. The transcript has 8 exons.